GAUGACUUGACUGUCAAAGUGUCAACUUCUUCUCUGAACUCGCUCUCUCUUCCCCCCUCUCUUAAUCCCGGCAAGUCAAUCGGACUCACUGCCCUGAUUUGGUAUACCACACACCCGUUGCCGACCUGCCUUGCGGGUAUCUGGGCUUGUUGUUGCCUGCAUCUUCUCUCGGCCUCACCCAUCGCACCUACUUGUCCACGCUCAUCAACACUCCUUCUCUCGACCCAAGAUGCCUCCCCCUCCCCCUCCCCCCCCUCCACCGCCUCCAGGUGUGGGUGCUCCUCCACCUCCUCCUCCACCACCCCCUGGAGGAGCUAUCCCUGCUGCACCACCAAGAGGCGCUGCUCAAGAUAGGAGCGCACUAUUUGCAGACAUCACCAAAGGAGGCCCGCGACUGAAGAAAGCAGUAACAAAUGAUCGAUCUGCUCCAAUGGUUGGCAAGGAAAACAAAUCCAGUGGUCCACCCCUUGGAGGAGCUCCCCCAGUUCCUGGCAUGCCCAAGCCGCCAGGUGGUUUGGCACCUCCAGCCCCUUCAGCAAAUCGGUUAAGAAGUAAUAGUGAUUCGGGAGCUGGCUCGAGUGAUGCGGGGAACGCUGCAGCUCCGCAGUUAGGUGGUCUAUUCGCUGGCGGGAUGCCGAAACUGCGAAGUCGAGGAGGCGUAGACACCGGCGCCAACAGAGAUGCAUCAUAUCUUUCAGAUUCUGAAAGCUCUCGUCCAAGACCGCCAUUGGGAGGAGCGCCAAAACCUCCAGGGUCUACCCCUCGACCACCCGGCGCACGACCGCCUCCUGCGCGUCCUAGUAGCGAAGCACCAGCUGUGAAUCCAUUGGUUGCUAACCUGCGAAAACCACCUCCAAGGCCUGGGUCACGACCGUCAUCUAUGGUAUCGGCAAUGUCAAUCAAAUCUGCACCCGAAAUCCCUCCACCACGAGCUCCUCCUCCGAUUCCAGGUGCUACCAGACCCCCUCCUCCGCCUCCGUCAGUUGCAUCAAGAAAGCCGUCCGGUACGGCUCCUCCCCCUCCGCCAUCAACAUCCAGUCCUGCGCCUCCAAGUGCACCACCUCCACCUCCAAGUGCUGCUCCUAGGCCUCCGGCAUCUGUUCCUCCUCCGCUACCCCCAUCUACCGCGCCAUCUAUACCAGCUGCACCGCCAACAAGGUCGCCUGCGAGCUCUUCACCAAUGUCAUCAAGGCCCACAUCAUAUGACGAUCACUCGACACCCGCAGUGCGUUCGACAUUAGACCCAAGCGCCUAUACUCUCACCAAUGGAAGCUCCACUCCGGCAUCACACUCCCCAUCUCCAGGUCCUGGCGGCCGUGUUCAAGACACCCGUUUCAAGUUCCAAGACGAAAGUUUAUUCCCGAAACCACGGCCAUUCGCUGGGGGUAUUCGGAAAUACCGUGCCGGCAGAGGCAGCAGUGUGCCGCUUGAUCUUAGCUCGAUAGGAUGAGCAGUAGCUGAGAUUGACUUCGUUGCAUUCGUUCACUUAAAAGCUGGGCAGUGAUUAGGAUAUUUGUAUAGCAUGAGUUGAAUACGGUUAGCAUUGAUCAUUGUGUGGAUACCCGGGAUGGUGGUGUCAUUAUAUAUAGUUAUACGAUAUCAUCUGCCUAAUCAAAUUACCAAUGUACGCAUAGACA
This is a messenger RNA of Talaromyces proteolyticus, 1637 nucleotides long. RefSeq lists its product as uncharacterized. Gene Ontology annotation, molecular function: actin binding. The transcript has 3 exons. The record is from RefSeq and is a predicted model, not a curated record. Lineage: Eukaryota; Fungi; Ascomycota; Eurotiomycetes; Eurotiales; Trichocomaceae. The coding region runs from base 230 to 1450 and encodes 406 amino acids.